CCUGCGGCCUGGGUGUCGGUGAUUCCGGUCAAGUGAGGAGUUGCGGUUGUGAAUCCACUCCGUCCUUCGGGCGAGCAGAGCACACAUGGAGAAGAGUAUCAGUCACGACAGCCUCGCGUCCAAGCGGUCGCUGCCCAGGAGCGGCUCCGACUCCAGGCCGCCCAGCGCCGGCUCCGUGAGCAGUACCUCCUCGUCUGUAUCUGAGCAGUCUGUGUACAACAAGACUACUACAGUUAUGUCUUCUGAUUCUGUUUCUUCUGCAGAUUUUUCUUCAGAUUUCAGGAUGAUCAGGGAUGGCAACAAACUGGCUCAAAUGGAGGAAGCACCAUUAUUACCAGGAGAAUCAAUUAAAGACAUGGCCAAAGAUGUUACCUAUAUUUGCCCUUUUACUGGUACCGUGAAAGGAACACUGACUGUUACAAACUACAGACUGUAUUUCAAAAGCUUGGAGCGGGAUCCACCUUUUGUUCUCGAUGUUCCUUUGGGUGUGAUCAGUCGUGUUGAAAAGAUUGGUGGAGCAUCUAGCCGAGGGGAGAACUCUUAUGGUCUUGAAAUCUUUUGUAAGGAUAUUCGGACCAUCCGUUUUGCUCAUAAACAAGAAGGUCACACUCGGCGAUCUAUUUUUGAGAACUUAAUGAAAUAUGCAUUUCCCACAUCCAAUAAUUUGCCAUUGUUUGCAUAUGAAUACAAGGAAAUAUUUCCAGAGGAUGGCUGGAAGGUUUAUGACCCUGUUGCAGAAUAUAGGAGAAUGGGUCUACCCAAUGAAAGCUGGAAAUUGAGUAAGAUAAAUGAAAAUUAUGAACUUUGUGAUACUUACCCUGCUGUACUGGUUGUCCCUGAAAAUGUCCCAGAAGAUGAGUUGAAGAGAGUAGCAGCUUUCAGGUCAAGAGGUCGUCUACCAGUAAUAUCAUGGAUACAUCCAGAGAGUCAGGCAACAAUCACUCGCUGCAGUCAACCCCUGGUUGGUAUGAGUGGCAAACGCAGCAAAGAUGACGAAAAGUUUCUACAGAUUAUAAUGGACUCCAAUGCACAGUCUCAUAAAAUCUUUAUCUUUGAUGCUAGGCCCAGUGUUAAUGCUGUAGCUAACAAGGCAAAGGGAGGUGGCUAUGAAAGUGAAGAUGCCUAUCAGAAUGCAGAACUGGUCUUCCUUGAUAUCCACAAUAUACAUGUAAUGAGGGAAUCCUUACGGAAAUUGAAGGAAAUUGUUUAUCCCAACAUUGAAGAAUCACAUUGGUUGUCUAAUUUAGAAUCCACACACUGGUUAGAACACAUUAAGCUAAUUCUUGCUGGUGCUUUGAGGAUUGCUGACAAAGUUGAAUCUGGAAAGACAUCUGUUGUGGUGCAUUGCAGUGAUGGCUGGGACCGAACAGCUCAGUUGACAUCUCUGGCUAUGAUUAUGUUGGACAGCUAUUACCGUUCAAUUAGAGGCUUUGAAGUUCUUGUUGAAAAAGAAUGGCUUGGCUUUGGCCAUAGAUUUCAACUUAGAGUUGGGCAUGGUGAUAAGAACCAUACAGAUGCAGACAGGUCACCUGUCUUCUUGCAGUUUAUUGACUGUGUGUGGCAGAUGACAAGACAGUUCCCAACAGCCUUUGAGUUUAAUGAGUUCUUCCUCGUAACAAUCCUUGAUCAUUUGUAUAGCUGUUUGUUUGGAACAUUCCUUUCAAAUAGUGAACAGCAAAGAGUAAAGGAGGGACUUCAAAGAAGUACUAUUUCACUAUGGGCUUAUAUAAACAGCCAGUUGGAAGAGUUUACUAACCCCCUCUAUGUGAAUUACUCGAACCAUGUGUUGUAUCCUGUGGCAAGCAUGCGUCAUCUAGAGCUCUGGAUUGGAUACUAUAUCCGUUGGAACCCAAGGAUGAGACCACAGGAGCCUAUUCAUCAGCGUUACAAGGAGCUUUUAGCAAAGAGAACAGAGCUUCAGAAAAAAGUAGAAGAAUUACAGCGAGAAGUUUCUAACAGAUCUGCUUCCUCAUCGGAGAAAGCGGGCUCACCAUCACGUUCAGUUACACCAGAGCAGACUGCUGUUUGAAACUUGAAUACAUUAAAGAAUAUAUCAAUAGGUGAGGGUAAUAUAUACAAAGAUCUUCUGAUGCUUUAAGAAAAAAAUAUUCAUACAUUCAACCAAGGAUAUAUAAGCAGGAUUACUUUAACUUAUAAAUAUAUCUUUUAAUAGGAACAAUAAUUGCUAUUUGAAACAAAUAUUUCAAAUGUUGCAAGCAGAUAGACUAUGAAAUAGUUUGUUUUUUUGGAAGCAAGUAUUAUUUUGUUGCACUGAUAAGUAUUAACUACCAUUGUUCUCUUUAAUUCUAAGAUUAUCAUUUAAACUUAGUGUGUUCAUAUGUUUUAGAUCUGUUUGCUUUCUGUAGUUUGACACUACAAUUCCCAACUGUUCCAUACUGGGUUUCUUGCCUCCCUCUCUUUUAACAAGAGGGAUAAUAAAACGAAUGAUAAUUCAACAUACAUAGUAGGUAAGAAACAUGUUUAAGUAUAUGUGUGGUAAAAUAUGUAUGGAAAAACUAUUAUAAGGGGAAAAAAUGACUUCUAAACUGUGCAGGUAUGUUGACUGUGACCAGAAAUGGUAAUUUACCCACUGUGUGCUGUGUAGACUUUAAAAAAUAUAUUAGUUUUAUAUCUCAAAUUGCCAUUUUGGUAUUGCAAAAAUAUUGCUACCAUUGUUGUAUUGUAACACAGUUCACAUUUGCACUGGAUUGAUCAGUACAACUAAAAGUACUGAAAAUCAGUAAUGUAUUUUUCUAUCUGAAAUAUGUUGUAUAUUAAAAUGUGACAGCCAAGUUUCAGUUGACCAAACCAACUGUCCCGAUGGCAAGGCACAUAAGAAAUGCAGCUAGUGCCACCUUUUUUUUGUGUGUGUAAACUACCAGCUUUCUUGAAUCCUUUCUUUAAUCUUGCAUUAUGCAUGUACUUCAAUAGAGCAUUUUUUAAUGCACAAAAAAUUAUUUUGUUAAAUUGUAUUCUUAUUUAUAUAUAUAUAUAUAUAUAUAAGCUUUAGAAAUUAGUUACAUGUUAGUAAAAUGUCUAGUAUUUUUUAAAGAAAUUGGGAAAUGUAUCAA
Messenger RNA from Mobula hypostoma (lesser devil ray), 3071 nucleotides. It is a transcript of the gene mtmr2, whose product is annotated as myotubularin related protein 2. NCBI's taxonomy places the organism in Eukaryota, Metazoa, Chordata, Chondrichthyes, Myliobatiformes, Myliobatidae. Gene Ontology annotation, cellular component: cytoplasm; membrane. Gene Ontology annotation, biological process: phosphatidylinositol dephosphorylation. Bases 86 to 2029 code for a protein of 647 amino acids. The record is from RefSeq and is a predicted model, not a curated record. Gene Ontology annotation, molecular function: phosphatidylinositol-3-phosphate phosphatase activity; phosphatidylinositol-3,5-bisphosphate 3-phosphatase activity. The transcript has 15 exons.